AUGUCGGUAGAAUGCCAAUCUUUAAAGUUACACUUUAUAGCUCUAUCAUCAUUAUCCAUAAAUCUACAACGUAUACCAACAAACAGUGAUGAUUAUACCAAUGUAAUUGUGCAGCCUGUCGACAAGGGUGAUGUACACUACGAGUUUCCUGUGACAGGCCGCUACAACGUAUCAUUGCUGGACAAUAAUGGGUCUGUUCUGUGGCAGGACGUGGCCAACGUUGAUGCAUGCGGACAUCCAGCCAAGGGUGCGCCAUCCAAGAAAGUGACCAUCCUAAUCAUCGUGUUGGUGGGACUGCUGGUGGGAUUCAGUCUGAUAGGUCUGGCCAUUCUCAAUCACAUCUACAAGAGACGCUCGAGAAACGUCGACAAACGCCUGUCGUCGUCGUCCAAGUCGGCGCCAAGAGCCGGCUCACAGUGGUCCAAGUACUUGGGCAUAUUCAACAGUUACAACAACAGUAGUAGUACCAAGAGCAAUGACAGCAGUCUGAACAACAGCAGUAUGGACAUCAACAAUGACAGCGUUAACGAAGACAUGAACACCAGCAUCAGUAUCAACGACAAGGACAACAACUUCAACAACAAUGAUCGAGUACUUUAA
Molecule: messenger RNA, 600 nt
Organism: Acytostelium subglobosum LB1
Lineage: Eukaryota; Evosea; Eumycetozoa; Acytosteliales; Acytosteliaceae
Exons: 1
Coding region: 1-600 (199 amino acids)
Source: RefSeq, a predicted model, not a curated record